Molecule: messenger RNA, 417 nt
Organism: Falco peregrinus (peregrine falcon)
Lineage: Eukaryota; Metazoa; Chordata; Aves; Falconiformes; Falconidae
Product: trefoil factor 2-like
Exons: 4
Coding region: 1-417 (138 amino acids)
Biological process (GO): maintenance of gastrointestinal epithelium
Source: RefSeq, a predicted model, not a curated record
AUGGAUCUCAAAGUGAUCUGUGCACUCUCUGCCAUCCUUGUCAUAGCCCUCAGCACCCUGGCAGAGGGAAAGGUACCACCAAGUAAAUGCCAGUGUAAAGUGACCCCCAAGGAGCGGAAGAACUGCGGCUAUCCGGGAAUCUCAGCAAAGGAGUGCAGGAAAGCUGGGUGCUGCUUCGACGCUUCAGUCCCUAACGUUCCCUGGUGCUUUGUUGCUAAACCAAAGAAAGUUAAGAAAGUGUGUCCCAGCAAUUCUCACACCAGGAUAAACUGUGGCUUCCCUGGUAUCACAGCUAAGGAGUGUGAACAGAAGGGGUGCUGCUUCGAGGCGCAUCCUGCUGGUGUCCCCUGGUGCUUCUACCGCCACGUGGUGGAGGAAGGAAAUUUAGCAACCUGCCGACCAGAGAGCAGUCACUAA